Molecule: messenger RNA, 442 nt
Organism: Balearica regulorum gibbericeps (East African grey crowned-crane)
Lineage: Eukaryota; Metazoa; Chordata; Aves; Gruiformes; Gruidae
Source: RefSeq, a predicted model, not a curated record
GACUCGGAGAAAUGCUUCACCUGCGACUCGCGGGACCCGUCCCUGCCAGAGAGCCACCGCAUCGAGAACGUCAUCUACCUGAGUGGCCCCCAUGGCCAGCGGACCUGGUGGCAUGGCGUGGAGCAUGUCAGUAUCCAGCUGGACCUGGAGGCCGAGUUCCACUUCACCCACCUCAUCAUGACCUUCAAGACCUUCCGCCCAGCAGCCAUGCUGGUGGAGCGUUCGGACGACUUUGGGCGCAGCUGGAAGGUCUACCGCUACUUCGCCUACGACUGCGCCGCCUCCUUCCCCCACGUCCCCCGUGGGCCUCCGCGCCACAUCGAUGACGUCGUCUGUGAGUCCCGCUACUCUGACAUCGAGCCCUCUACCGAGGGGGAGGUGAUCUACCGGGUGCUGGACCCCUCCAUCCCCAUCCGGGACCCCUACAGCCCCACCAUCCAGA